Messenger RNA from Orycteropus afer afer, 2685 nucleotides. RefSeq names its product potassium sodium-activated channel subfamily T member 2 (gene KCNT2). Gene Ontology annotation, biological process: potassium ion transport. The transcript has 26 exons. Gene Ontology annotation, cellular component: membrane. Gene Ontology annotation, molecular function: intracellular sodium-activated potassium channel activity. The annotation marks the transcript as partial. Lineage: Eukaryota; Metazoa; Chordata; Mammalia; Tubulidentata; Orycteropodidae. The record is from RefSeq and is a predicted model, not a curated record.
AUGGUUGAUUUGGAGAGCGAAGUGCCCCCUCUGCCUCCCAGGUACAGGUUUCGGGAUUUGCUGCUAGGGGACCAAGGAUGGCAAAAUGACGACAGGGUACAAGUUGAAUUCUAUAUGAAUGAAAACACAUUUAAAGAGAGGCUAAAGUUAUUUUUCAUUAAAAACCAGAGAUCCAGUUUAAGAAUUCGUCUGUUCAAUUUUUCUCUCAAAUUAUUAAGUUGCUUAUUAUACAUAAUCCGAGUGCUACUAGAAAGCCCUUCACAAGGAAAUGAAUGGUCUCAUAUCUUUUGGGUGAACAGAAGUCUACCUUUAUGGGGCUUACAGGUUUCAGUGGCACUGAUAAGUCUAUUUGAAACAAUAUUGCUUGGUUACCUCAGUUAUAAGGGAAACAUCUGGGAACAGAUUUUACGAAUACCCUUCAUCUUGGAAAUAAUUAAUGCGGUUCCCUUCAUUAUCUCAAUAUUCUGGCCUUCCUUAAGGAAUCUGUUUGUACCAGUCUUUCUAAAUUGUUGGCUUGCCAAACAUGCCUUGGAAAAUAUGAUUAAUGACCUACACAGAGCCAUUCAGCGUACACAGUCUGCAAUGUUUAAUCAAGUUUUGAUUUUAAUAUCUACAUUACUAUGUCUUAUCUUCACCUGCAUUUGUGGAAUCCAGCAUCUUGAACGAAUAGGAAAGAAGUUGAAUCUCUUUGAUUCCCUUUAUUUCUGCAUCGUGACAUUUUCUACUGUGGGAUUUGGGGAUGUUACUCCUGAAACAUGGUCCUCCAAGCUCUUUGUCGUUGCUAUGAUCUGUGUUGCUCUUGUGGUUCUACCCAUACAGUUUGAACAACUGGCAUAUUUGUGGAUGGAGAGACAAAAGUCUGGUGGGAACUAUAGUCGACACAGAGCUCAAACUGAAAAACAUGUUGUUUUGUGUGUCAGCUCACUGAAGAUUGAUUUGCUUAUGGAUUUUUUAAAUGAAUUCUAUGCUCAUCCAAGACUACAGGAUUAUUAUGUGGUGAUUUUGUGUCCUACUGAGAUGGAUGUGCAAGUUCGAAGGGUGCUGCAAAUCCCAAUGUGGUCUCAAAGAGUUAUCUACCUUCAAGGUUCAGCUUUGAAAGAUCAGGAUCUGUUGAGAGCAAAGAUGGAUGAUGCUGAGGCCUGUUUUAUCCUGAGCAGCCGUUGUGAAGUAGAUAGGACAUCAUCUGAUCACCAAACAAUUUUAAGAGCAUGGGCUGUGAAAGAUUUUGCUCCAAAUUGCCCUUUGUAUGUCCAGAUAUUAAAGCCUGAAAAUAAAUUCCAUAUCAAAUUUGUUGAUCAUGUUGUUUGUGAAGAAGAAUUUAAAUACGCCAUGUUAGCUUUAAACUGUAUAUGCCCCGCAACAUCUACACUUAUUACACUGCUGGUUCAUACCUCUAGAGGGCAGGAGGGGAAGUCUUAUGACAAAUGUGACUUUAAGCCCAUUAUUUGGACAAACAUUAUUGAGGGCAAGUUGACCAAUCCAAUUUUGAAUCUGGAUGGAAAAUUGACCUUGAAGAUUUCAACAAGGAAAUACCAAUUGAAAAAGUAUGCAUCUUCAGGCACUGUGGCUAUAGACUUGCAAGACACAAGCUGUAGAUCAGCAAGUGGCCCAACCUUGUCCCUUCCUUCAGAGGGAGGCAAAGAAGUUAGAAGACCUAGCAUUGCACCUGUUCUAGAGGUUGCAGAUACAUCAUCAAUUCAAACAUGUGAUCUUCUAAGUGAUCAGUCAGAAGAUGAAACUACACCAGAUGAAGAAAUAUCCUCAAACUUAGAGUAUGCUAAAGGCUAUCCCCCUUACUCUCCAUAUAUAGGAAGUUCACCCACUUUUUGCCAUCUCCUUCAUGAAAAAGUGCCAUUUUGCUGCUUAAGAUUAGACAAGAGUUGCCAGCAUAACUACUAUGAGGAUGCAAAAGCCUAUGGAUUCAAAAAUAAACUAAUUAUAGUUGCAGCUGAAACAGCUGGAAAUGGAUUGUAUAAUUUCAUUGUUCCUCUCAGGGCAUAUUAUAGACCAAAGAAAGAACUUAAUCCCAUAGUGCUGCUAUUGGAUAACCCGCCAGAUAUGCAUUUUCUGGAUGCAAUCUGUUGGUUUCCAAUGGUUUACUACAUGGUGGGCUCUAUUGACAACCUAGAUGAUUUACUCAGGUGUGGAGUGACUUUUGCUGCCAAUAUGGUGGUCGUGGAUAAAGAAAGUACCAUGAGUGCCGAGGAAGACUACAUGGCAGAUGCCAAAACUAUAGUAAAUGUACAGACCCUUUUCAGGUUGUUUUCCAGUCUCAGUAUUAUCACAGAGCUUACUCACCCAGCCAACAUGAGAUUCAUGCAAUUCAGAGCCAAAGACUGUUACUCUCUUGCUCUUUCAAAACUGGAAAAGAAAGAACGAGAAAGAGGUUCUAAUUUGGCCUUUAUGUUUCGACUACCUUUUGCUGCUGGAAGGGUGUUUAGCAUCAGUAUGUUGGACACACUUUUGUAUCAGUCUUUUGUGAAAGAUUACAUGAUUUCUAUUACCAGACUUCUGUUGGGACUGGAUACCACACCAGGAUCGGGGUUUCUCUGUUCUAUGAAAAUCACUGAAGAUGACUUAUGGAUCAGAACUUACGCCAGACUUUAUCAGAAGUUGUGUUCUUCUACAGGAGAUGUUCCCAUCGGAAUAUACAGGACUGAAUCUCAGAAACUUACUACAUCUGAG